Molecule: messenger RNA, 1648 nt
Organism: Paramacrobiotus metropolitanus
Lineage: Eukaryota; Metazoa; Tardigrada; Eutardigrada; Parachela; Macrobiotidae
Product: nitrilase and fragile histidine triad fusion protein NitFhit-like
Molecular function (GO): hydrolase activity, acting on carbon-nitrogen (but not peptide) bonds, in linear amides
Source: RefSeq, a predicted model, not a curated record
GUGUGUUGUGGUUUUGCCAAAUCUUUCCACGACUGUCGCCGACUAAUAAGUAAACAGCUGAUAAUAUCAAUGAUCAAUGAAGUAACUAAAAUAAUUGUUAACAAUAAGGUUCUAGCGAAACUUUCAAGGAUUUGUUGUUAAUCGUAAGUAUGGCAUCCCUGGACGUAGAGAAAUCAUGUGCCACCGGUUGUAAAUCAUCCUCGGACUCGUCCCCAUCAAGUGUUCUAGCAGCUGUUGUUCAGUUUACAGCCACUGCGGAUAAGGAGCGGAAUCUGGGAAUAUGUCAUGCUCUGAUACGCAAGGCAAAGCACAGAGGAGCGGAGGUGGUGUUUCUUCCUGAAUGCUUCGACUAUCUUUGUGCUAACUUCGCGCAGAGUUUGGAGUUGGCCGAGUCGUUGACGGGACCGAUAAUAACAUCCUACCGCGAGCUCGCUCGCAGUCUGCAAGUAUGGCUGUCACUCGGUGGUUUUCAUCUCAAAGAUGACAAGGAUCAGCGCAUCCACAAUGCACACAUUCUGAUUGAUGCCAACGGGGAACUCGCGGCUUCCUACCGCAAAACACAUCUCUUUAUUGUGGAUAUUCCGGGACAAGUGACGCUGGACGAAAGUCGCUAUUGCAUUCCAGGAACUCGCAUUCUGCCUCCUGUUAACACUCCCAUCGGCAAAACUGGACUUCUUUGCUGCUAUGACUUGCGAUUCCCGGAAAUUGCUGGCAUUUUAACCCGACAGGAAGCAGAAAUACUUGUUUAUCCUGCCGCGUUUACUCUCACCACCGGGAUCUCGCACUGGGAGCCGCUACUGAAAGCUCGUGCCAUUGAAAAUCAGUGCUAUGUGAUUGCUGCUGCACAGUGUGGAUCGCAUAACGAUAAACGCCAUUCUUAUGGACAUAGUAUGAUUGUAGACCCGUGGGGAACUGUCCUGGCGCAGUGCUCGGACGGGCCGGGUGUGGCCGUGGCGGAAAUCGAUCUGGACAGGCUCCGGACCAUACGCAGUUCAAUGCCGGUCCAGAACCAUCGACGCCAUGAUCUGUACAGGCUCUUUCCCAGUCCGCUGCCGGUAGAGAGCUGGUCACAGGAACAAUAUGAUUUUGGUGGCCACAUAGUGCUGCGGGAUUCUGUCUUCUACGAAACCACCCUUUCUCUGGCCUUCGUCAAUUUGAAACCUGUUGUACCUGGGCAUGUUCUGGUAAUUACAAAACGCCGCGUUGAACAGUUCCCCCAACUUAAAGCGGAAGAAGUCAGUGACAUGUUCCAUGUUGUCCAAGUAGUCGAGACGAUGUUACAGAAACAUUACACGACAUCGUCGUGCACAGUCUGCGUGCAGGAUGGUGUGGAUGCUGGGCAGACUGUGAAGCAUGUCCAUGUUCAUAUUCUCCCACGGAAAAGUGGCGACUUUCGGGAUGACGGGAUUUAUAAAGAAAUGGAACAUCAUGACAAAGAUCAACGCAAACCUCGUUUACAAAACGAAAUGACUGCAGAAGCCGCCGUUUACAGAAAAUAUUUUGUUUGAAAGCAUUACUGGAAUUUAUAACUUAUCGACAGUUACAAAAUUUCGAUUUUCUGUGAUUUUACAGUAAUUUAAUCACCGAAACCAUUUUGUGAAUGAAAAUCCCAAUAAAGUGUUACCAACGCAAGAGCCAACCGGAAAUA